UGUUUUUUUAAUGGCGCCUGAGAAUGUUAUUUUAGUCGAGACCGCCAGGUCGAGACCUAAAAGACAUUCGAAGGCGCCAUUAAAACAUGAAUUUCGCCACGAAAUACAAACAACGUUUUUUCUACAGCCUCCAGAUGAAGAAAAAAGUAACAGAAAUUAGUUGGAACAAAAUGGUCUGAUAAAUCGAGUUGCUUGCAUGGUUACGAUGAUAAAUAAAAGUGAUAGUUGCGAAAAAUUUGUCACAAUAGGUAUUUUUGUUGAAGAAGUGUGAUGGAUUUUAGCAGCGAAAACGAAAUAGAUGCAAUUGCAAGCGCGGCAGUGUCGAAUCUUUUGCCUGCUAAAUCAAGACCGCAGUACGAAAAAACGUAUCUUCAGUUUCGGCAGUGGUGUUCUAUGAAAAAGAUUGAUCAAGUAACGGAAAAUGUUUUGUUGGCGUAUUUGGAAGAAAAGUCUACCACCUUAAAGCCACCAACACUCUGGGCCCUUUAUGCGAUGUUGAAAGCCACCUUAAACGUUAAAGAGAAUAUCGAUACACGUAAGUUUCCGAAGUUAGUGCCCUACCUGAAAAGCAAAAGCGUAGGUUACAGAAGCAAGAAGUCGCAAAUUUUAGACAAAGAAGACAUUAGCAAGUUUAUUAAUGAAGCAGAUGACAAGAUAUAUUUACUGAUGAAGACUGUGCUAAUUUUGGGUAUAUCGGGAGCCCUUCGACGUGAAGAAUUAGUUAAAAUGAAGCUAACUGACAUAGAAGAUAAACAGUCUGUCUUAAUUGUGAAGGUGCCUGAUACAAAAACCCACUGCGAACGAAUAUUUACUGUUUCAAAUUUAGAAAAUAUAGAAAUUGUCAGAAAAUAUAGAGCUUUGCGGCCUCCACGGGCGACUAGUGACCGUUUAUUUUUAAAGUAUACCAACGGAAAAUGUGUGAAUCAAAAUGUUGGAAUUAACAAAAUCGGAGAGAUACCAAGUUUGAUUGCAAAGUGGCUUAACAAAGACGAACCUAAAAAAUAUACUGGUCACUGCUUCAGAAGAAGCUCUGCCACUCUUUUGGCGAAUGCUGGAGGUGAUCUAAUUUCAAUUAAACGUCAUGGGGGCUGGAGAAGCAGCACAGUGGCAGAAAGUUACAUCGAGGACUCUUUGAAUAAUAAAAUUGAAAUUGCCAAUAAAAUUCAACCUUCUUCCUCCACAGAAGAAAACAAAAUCACUCAACCUUCUACAUCGGCUUCUUUUAAUGGCGAAAAUAACUUUCAUUUACAAGCGUCUUCACUCAGGCCUCUGGGGAUAAACGGGGGCACGUUUUCGUCAUGCACAUUUAAUUUUCAUAUGUCAAAGUAAAUAUCUAUUAUUAUUGUUUUGUAAUAUUGUUCUGUAUAAUUAUAAAACCUUUAAAACUA
This is a messenger RNA of Tribolium castaneum (red flour beetle), 1388 nucleotides long. RefSeq lists its product as uncharacterized. The coding region runs from base 271 to 1329 and encodes 352 amino acids. The transcript has 2 exons. The record is from RefSeq and is a predicted model, not a curated record. Gene Ontology annotation, molecular function: DNA binding. Gene Ontology annotation, biological process: DNA integration; DNA recombination. Lineage: Eukaryota; Metazoa; Arthropoda; Insecta; Coleoptera; Tenebrionidae.